UUUUUAGGGUUUUGAUUUCGUCUGCGGAGAAUGGCGAGCUCAGUCGAGAAGGACGCCCAAGACGAAGCUUUCUCCCUGGAACUCCCUGCUCCUCCUGGUUGGACCAAAAAGUAAAAAGAAUGGGGAUUUUUCUUGUACCGGAAGAUGUCACUAACUAAACAAGAAGCAAGAAGAAAAUUUGCUUAGUUUCCCACCACCUGAAUCGAUGUUGCCCAGAAGUUUUCUGGGUUCAUGCCCAAGAAAGCAGGCACCCCUAAGAAAAAUGAGAUCAUAUUCACUGCCCCUACGGGAGAGGAGAUCACCAACAGAAAACAGUUGGAGCAAUACUUGAAAUCACAUCCUGGUGGUCCCAAAAUAUCUGAGUUUGAUUGGGGAACUGGUGAAACUCUAAGGAGAUCAGUCAGGAUUAGUGUGAAAGCAAAGGCAGCUCCUCCUCCACCAGAAACUGAGCCUCCAAAGAAGCGUAGCAGAAAAUCUCCGGCUUCAAAGAAGGAUACCAAAGAAAAACAAGUAGCUACCGAAGAAACUGAGGUGGUUAAAGAAGUCGUGCAAGGAGAGAUAACUGAGGAGGUGAAGGCUACUGUAGAAAUUGAGGAGGAUGUUGUGAAGGAAAAUCAAGAGCAGAUUAAAGCAGAAGAUGCUCCUGAAGAAUCUAAAGUGGGACAAAAUGUUGAAAUGCAAGAUGCUGAACAGGUCAAAGAUGAUGUAGAAGAGACUAACCUUGGGAAAUUAGUCAAUAGUUCUGAAGUAACUCAAAAUAAUGCAGGGGAAGUUGAGGUUUCAGAAGUUCAAAUGGUAGAGCAAACAACAUUUGACGCAGAGAAAAAGGAUGGCCUUGGGAAGCAGGAAAAACCCGAUACAGACAUUGCUGUGGAAAAGAUGUACCAAAUGGAAGGUGAGGAGAAAGUGAAACAGAAAAGUAGUGCCCUUGGACUUGGAGAAAAUAAUGAGAAAGAAGCAGCGGACAAGAAAGACAAUGAACAAAAUAAGCCAAUGGUCAAUGACAUAACCAAGAAGGUCGAGGGAGCUGCGACCAAGAAUGGUGCCGAGGUAGAAGAGUCCAACCCUUGCGUUACAAAUUAGAUGCCUUUUCUUGACUCUUUUAGGCUUGUGGCUAAUUCGGAUUACUGAAGUAGUAGUAUAGUAGCUGUCUAUGGUAGUAUUAUAGUUGUUCAUGAAGACAUGUAUGUAUGUAACGUUGUAGAUUAGAGCUCCCACCCACGUUGCGGGCACACGUUGCGCGUAGAGAUUGUUGUAAAAUUACUAGAUUAGGUCUUCAGGGCUGGCUGUGUUGCUGCCUUUUGUGCAUUUGAUACGCUUAGCGAUCUGUGUGACACUGUACUGUUAAAACUGGUGGUUCAAAUAAGUGCUUUUGCAUUCA
Molecule: messenger RNA, 1381 nt
Organism: Rhododendron vialii
Lineage: Eukaryota; Viridiplantae; Streptophyta; Magnoliopsida; Ericales; Ericaceae
Product: methyl-CpG-binding domain-containing protein 11-like
Exons: 3
Coding region: 232-1083 (283 amino acids)
Molecular function (GO): DNA binding
Source: RefSeq, a predicted model, not a curated record